Molecule: messenger RNA, 828 nt
Organism: Anopheles marshallii
Lineage: Eukaryota; Metazoa; Arthropoda; Insecta; Diptera; Culicidae
Product: trimeric intracellular cation channel type 1B.1
Exons: 3
Coding region: 1-828 (275 amino acids)
Biological process (GO): potassium ion transmembrane transport
Cellular component (GO): membrane
Molecular function (GO): potassium channel activity; identical protein binding
Source: RefSeq, a predicted model, not a curated record
AUGGAUCCGGAGGCGUUCCUUGAUAUCGCCAACCAGGUGAUCAAGCUGAAGAUGUUCCCGUACUUUGACAUCGCGCACAGCCUGCUCUGUGCACUGUCGGUCAAGGAGGAUCUCGGUGCGGGUGCACACACGUUCUCGCGCAAGCACCCGCUCGCCUGCUGGCUGUCGACGAUGCUGGUCGUCUUUGCCGGCGGCAUGGUCGCGAACGGGCUGCUGGGUGAGCCAAUUUUGGCCCCGCUCAAGAACACACCCCAGCUGCUGGUCGCCACGGCCUGCUGGUACAUCGUCUUCUACACGCCUUUCGACAUUGGCUACAAGGUGGCCAAGUUCCUGCCGAUCAAACUGGUGGCAAGCGCCAUGAAGGAGAUCUACCGUGCGAAGAAGAUCCACGACGGUGUGACACACGCUGCUAAGCUGUACCCGAAUGCGUUCAUCAUCAUGAUCAUUAUCGGUACGCUGAAGGGCAACGGUGCCGGUUUCACCAAGCUGAUCGAGCGCUUGAUUCGUGGUGUGUGGACUCCCACGGCAAUGGAGUUCCUGCAGCCAAGCUUCUACACCAAGGCAUCCCUGAUCGCCUCGAUCAUCUUCGUGCUGGACAAGAAAACGGACCUGAUCUCGGCCCCGCACGCGCUCGUCUAUUUCGGCAUCGUCAUCUUCCUGGUGUACUUCAAGCUGUCGUCGAUUCUGCUCGGCAUACACGAUCCGUUCGUGCCGUUCGAGAAUCUAAGCUGCGCCCUGCUGUUCGGCGGCAUCUGGGACAGCUUGGCCAAGAUUCUGGGCCGUGGGCAGGCGAAGGAAGAACCGAAGGAUGCGAAAAAGUCCAACUAA